Molecule: messenger RNA, 1881 nt
Organism: Indicator indicator
Lineage: Eukaryota; Metazoa; Chordata; Aves; Piciformes; Indicatoridae
Gene: GATAD2A
Product: GATA zinc finger domain containing 2A
Exons: 11
Coding region: 38-1834 (598 amino acids)
Biological process (GO): negative regulation of transcription by RNA polymerase II
Cellular component (GO): NuRD complex
Molecular function (GO): sequence-specific DNA binding
Source: RefSeq, a predicted model, not a curated record
UCCACAGCCGCCGGAUGGGUGGCUGCAGAGCCUCACAAUGACAGAGGAAGCAUGCAGGACACGGAGUCAAAAAAGAGCCUUAGAACGUGAGGUCCCUCACAACGAUGUGGACAGUAAGAAACUGAAAAUGGAGAAAGGACUUUUAGCCACAGAUUUAAAUGCUGAAGGAGACAUGAAAAUCAAAACAGAUCCAGGAGCUGGGAAAGUGCAAGGCUUGUUAAAAAGUGGAGAGGUGAAAGCAACCAUCAAAGUGGAGGUGCAGACUGGAGAUGAGCCUGUGGACAUGAGUACCUCAAAAAGUGAAGUGAAGAGGGAGAAGCGAGUACCCUCCCCGGACGUCAUCGUGCUGUCUGACAACGAACCCUCCAGCCCCAGAAUGAAUGGUUUAACCAAACUGGCAUUGAAAGAGACCAACACAGAGGCACUGAUGAAGAGCAGCCCUGAGGAGCGUGAGAGGAUGAUCAAACAGCUCAAGGAGGAGCUACGGUUAGAGGAAGCCAAGCUGGUCCUGUUGAAAAAGCUACGGCAAAGCCAAAUCCAGAAGGAGGCCACUGCCCAGAAGCCUGCUGGUUCCUCUGGGAGUGCUGUGGCCACCCCUCCGCCCUUGGUGCGGGGACCGCAGAGUGUUCCUGCUGGCAAGCCAACCCUCCAGACCUCCUCUACACGUCUGCCAGGCACUGUUAUCCCUCCUCCCUUGGUCCGUGGAGGGCAGCAGAGUUCUUCCAAGCUAGGAAGCCAGCAGAGCACACAGAUAGUGAUGCCUCCUCUGGUCAGAGGAGCACAGCAAAUCCACAACAUCCGACAGCACUCCAGCACGGGGCCCCCUCCGCUGCUGCUGGCGCCACGCGCCUCGGUCCCCAGCGUCCAGAUCCAGGGGCAGAGAAUCAUCCAGCAGGGCCUGAUCCGUGUGGCCAACGUCCCCAACACCAGCCUGCUGGUCAACAUCCCCCAGGCUUCCCCCACUUCAAUCAAAGGUACAACAGUGACAUCUGCUCAGGCCAACGCCACCACCACCAGCGCCGCUUCCAUCGUCAACUCCAACGAGUCCCCGGCCAGCCGCCAAGCCGCUGCCAAGCUUGCCUUGAGGAAGCAGCUGGAGAAGACACUCUUGGAGAUCCCUCCUCCCAAGCCUCCUGCACCAGAGAUGAACUUCCUGCCCAGUGCAGCUAACAAUGAAUUUAUUUACUUAGUUGGGUUGGAAGAAGUUGUGCAGAAUUUGCUGGAGACUCAAGGUAAAGUCUCGGUGGCUGUCUCCUCCCGGGAGCCCUACCUGUGUGCUCAGUGUAAGACUGACUUCACCUGCCGCUGGAGGGAGGAGAAGAAUGGCACCAUCAUGUGUGAGACCUGCAUGACCUCCAACCAGAAGAAGGCCCUGAAGGCCGAGCACACGAACCGGCUGAAGGCUGCCUUCGUCAAAGCGCUGCAGCAGGAGCAGGAGAUCGAGCAGAGGAUACUGCAGCAGGCUGCAUCCCCUGGGCAGACCAAGGCAGACUCCAUCGUGCAGCACCAUUCCCUCAAACAGAGUUCCAGCCAGAUGUCUCGAGGUCCUGGAGCUCCCCGAGGGGUGCUGCAUGCAUUUAGCCAGUCCCCCAAGUUGCAGAAUGCCUCUGCAGCAGGCCUGGGGAGCAGGCCAGGGAAGCAUGGUGAGAGAGCUGUCAGCAAGGGCAGUGCUGCUGCCUGGAAGAAGACUCCCAUCAGCACAGGUGGGGCUUUGCCCUUUGUCAAUCCCAGCCUAGCUGUCCACAAAUCCUCCUCGGCCGUCGACCGCCAACGCGAGUACCUCCUGGAUAUGAUCCCUCCCCGCUCCAUCCCACAGUCUGCCACGUGGAAAUAAUGCAGAGGAACACCCCAGAGGAGGAAGACUUUCCUGUUUCUGCCAUC